AUGGCUCCCGCCGCCGUUAUCGUGGUCCCCGUCGACAAGAACUGGGAGUUCAAGCAGCUCGACAAGGAAGACGCCGAGUUCCUCCCCGUUUCCCAGUUCCCGACCAACGUCCACCUCGACCUCAUCCACCACAAGAUCAUCCCCGACCCCUUCAUUGGCAAGAACGAGCUCGAUGUGCAGUGGGUGGGCGAGGCGCAAUGGGUCUACAAGACUACGUUCAAGGGACAGCCCGUCCCAGAGGGGGCCAAGGCUGUGUUGGCCUUCGACGGGUUGGACACCUUUGCGACUGUAAAGGUGAACGGGACCACGAUCUUGGAGACAGAUAAUAUGUUCAACCCUGAGAGGGUGGAGGUGACAGGGCUGUUGAAGGAGGAGAACGAGCUUGUUAUCAGCUUUGACAGUGCCUAUCUCAGGGGCUGGAAGCUGGUUGAGAAGUAUCCUGAGCACAAGUGGGGUGUGUGGAAUGGUGAUAAUUCGAGAUUGGCUGUGAGGAAGGCGCAGUAUCACUGGGGAUGGGACUGGGGCCCGGCGCUCCUGACUUGCGGACCAUGGCGGCCAAUCAACCUCGAAAUCUACGAAACGAGACUUGCAGACCUCAGCUUUGACAGCACCAUCUCCGAGAAUCUUAAGUCAGCCGGCAUCAAGGCCACAGCUGAAGUUGAGGGGCCAGGUGGAAAGGUCAAAUUUGAGCUCUCGCUCGAUGGUGAACAAGUGGCGGCCCAAACCGCAGACGCCAAUGGCUCCGGCAGCGUCACAGUUUCCUUCCAUCUCGACAAUCCUUCGCUUUGGUAUCCCUUCCGCUAUGGAGAGCAGCCCCUUUACACACUCACGGCCACUAUCCUGAGUGGCGAUGAUGAGAUUUCCAGCAUCAGCAAACGGAUCGGUCUUCGCCGGGCCGAGCUCGUUCAGCAACCACUCCUUGACCAGCCCGGAACCUCCUUCUUCUUCCGCGUCAACAACAUUCCCAUCUACUGCGGUGGCUCGGACUGGAUCCCCGCCGACAACUUUAUCCCCCGUAUCACAGCCCAAAAAUACUACGAAUGGAUUUCUCUUAUCCGUGAUGGCAACCAGUUCAUGGUCCGUGUUUGGGGCGGCGGCAUCUACGAGGAACAGGCCUUCUAUGAUGCAUGCGACGAGCUCGGCGUUCUCGUGUGGCAAGACUUCAUGUUCGGCUGUGGCAACUACCCUGCCUGGCCUGAGCUGAGGAAGUCUAUUGACCGGGAGGCCCGUGAGAACGUCAAGCUCCUCAGACACCACCCUUCUAUCGUCAUCUGGGCCGGCAACAAUGAGGACUACCAGUACCAGGAGUCUGCUGGGUUGACCUACGAUUUUGAGAACAAGGACGCCGAAUCUUGGCUUCAGACCGACUUCCCAGCGAGAUACAUCUAUGAGAAGAUUCUUAGUGAUGCCUGCGCGGAACUCAUUCCAAGCACUUUCUACCAUCCUGGCAGUCCGUGGGGUGCGGGAAGGGAUACACACGAUGCCACGGUGGGCGAUAUCCACCAGUGGAACGUCUGGCAUGGUACCCAGGAGAAGUGGCAGGAUUUUGACAAGCUCUCUGGAAGAUUCGUCAGCGAGUUUGGCAUGCAGGCUUUCCCGGACGUCAAGACCAUCGACGCGUAUCUGCCUCUCGGCAAAGACGACCCGGACCGAUACCCCCAAUCUUCCACUGUCGACUUCCACAACAAGGCCGACGGUCACGAGAGGAGAAUCGCUCUGUAUCUGGUGGAGAACAUGAGAUAUGCCCCUGACCCCUUGGAACAGUUUGUCUACUCUACCCAGUUGAUGCAGGCAGAGUGUCUUGCCAGCGCGUACAGACUCUGGAAGAGGCAGUGGAAGGGUCCAGGGAGGGAGUACAACGCGGGUGCUUUGGUGUGGCAGAUCAAUGACUGCUGGCCGGUGACGAGUUGGUCGAUUGUGGACUUUUAUCUCCGGCCAAAACACGCUUUUUACACGGUCAAGCGGGAGAUGGCGCCCGUUUCGGCGGGGAUCACGCGCAAGAUUCACAAGCACCCCAGGGAUAAGUACACGCGGGUGUAUAUCGACACUGAGACGAAGAUUGAAGUCUGGGGGAGCAACCUUACCCUUGAGGAUUUGACUGUUGAUGUGGUGCUCAAGGCUUGGGAUGUUACUACUGGGGAGUUGACGCUUGAAAAGAAGAUUGCCGAGGGGUUGGUCCUGCCAGAGAAUAGAUCGACGGAAGUGGGCGCGUUGGAUGUUCCGGUGAGGGAGAAGGGCAAGGGAGAGGAGAACAAGAUUGUCGUGACGGCGUAUAUUGUUCAGAAUGGCAAGCAAAUCGCGCGGUAUGUCAACUGGCCGGAGCCGCUCAAGUAUGUGCACCUCCAGAAGCCGAAGGAGCUCAAGGUGGUGCUCAAUGAUGAUGCCACGGCUGUGGACAUCAGCGCUGAGGUCCCCGUCAAGGGUGUCGCGCUGGAGUGCGAGGAUGAUGCGGUCAAGUUUGAUGAUAAUUUGGUGGAUAUUGUUCCUGGGGAGGUGGUUUCUAUUGCUGUCAAGGGGGCGACGAAGGAGACCAAGAUUUCGACGAGGUAUUUGGGCAUGAUCUAG
Molecule: messenger RNA, 2565 nt
Organism: Podospora anserina S mat+
Lineage: Eukaryota; Fungi; Ascomycota; Sordariomycetes; Sordariales; Podosporaceae
Exons: 2
Coding region: 1-2565 (854 amino acids)
Biological process (GO): glycoprotein catabolic process; carbohydrate metabolic process
Molecular function (GO): beta-mannosidase activity
Source: RefSeq, a predicted model, not a curated record